AUGUGUGGAUUAUUUCAGCCAACAUGUCAAGUUCGCUUCACGAAUGUAGCUAUAGUGAGACUUAAGGUCAAGGGCGAACGUUUUGAGAUAGCCUGUUACAAAAAUAAAGUCUUUAACUGGAAAUCUGGAAUCGAAAAUGAUAUUGAAGAAGUUCUUCAAUCGCCAUAUAUAUUUACAAAUAUAUCGAAAGGUAAACUUGCAAAUAACAAACAGUUGUUAACCGCUUUCAACACCACUGACAUAAAUGUAAUAAUAAAACAAAUAUUAGAUAAAGGAGAGUAUCAAGUAAGUAAAGAAGAGCGAGAACAGUUGUUAAAAUCGAUUUUUAAUGAUAUUAUAACAAUUUUACACGAAAUAACAAUCAACCCUCAAACCGGAAACUCACUGAGUAGAACAAUGCUAGAGAAUGCUCUAAAAUCAAGUGGUUUUAGCAUUUCCUUGAAUAAGUCAACUAAAAUACAAAGCUUGAAGGCACUGCAAACACUGCAGCAAAAGUAUCCAAAUCUAAUUCAGCGGUGUAAAAUGAAGUUAAAAUUAAAUUUUCAGUCUUCCCAGUACUACCAAGUCCUAUCGUUCAUUAACAAUCACAAUGCCAGUAACCACCUAACUGACUCCUCAGAAAAUUUCUCCGCAAGUUCAGAAAGUAGUAGUCCACAACAAAGGGGAGGCGAGUCCGCUGAUGAUAUAAUAAUUGAGAGCAAAAACAAUGACAGUAUGACAGUGAUUUGUUUCCCAAAUUUAUACAAAAACUUGGAAAACUUUAUUCAAAACGAGCUGGAUCCCCCAGGAAACAUACAGUUGGUCACACUCAACAUUAAGCAAAACGUUAAUAACGCUAAUUUACAGAGAAAUCUGAGUUCUGAGAACUCUUUCGAAAACACAAACCCAUUCGCAGAAGCCUCACCAGACACUCUUACAAAAUUACAAAUGAUUAAUAUGGAACAAGAUAAAACUGAACUUGUCACUGGGGAGUCUAAGGAUAGUAACUUCACUGUUCCUGAAUCAUCUAAGGGGAACAAAUCAAUUUCAAAUGGUGACGAAAAAUUCAAGUGUAAGAAAUGCAACGUGGUACUCACCAGCGGUGAGUAUAAAUCCCAUUUUAAGUCAAACUAUCACAUAUUUAACUUAAAAAGACUCCUGAACAACCAGACUCCGAUAACGUUGGACGAAUACAAUAUGUUAGUAGACAACUAA
Messenger RNA from Theileria parva strain Muguga, 1194 nucleotides. RefSeq names its product SBDS C-terminal domain protein (gene SBDS). Lineage: Eukaryota; Apicomplexa; Aconoidasida; Piroplasmida; Theileriidae. Gene Ontology annotation, biological process: cytosolic ribosome assembly; ribosome biogenesis. The record is from RefSeq and is a predicted model, not a curated record. The coding region runs from base 1 to 1194 and encodes 397 amino acids. The transcript is spliced from 5 exons.